Molecule: messenger RNA, 2304 nt
Organism: Platichthys flesus (European flounder)
Lineage: Eukaryota; Metazoa; Chordata; Actinopteri; Pleuronectiformes; Pleuronectidae
Gene: adisspb
Product: adipose secreted signaling protein
Exons: 6
Coding region: 245-769 (174 amino acids)
Source: RefSeq, a predicted model, not a curated record
GUGUAUAUGUGAGGCAGAGGGAGUGUGUGGUCGUGUAGUGAGCUGCUGGUGUUGUUGCUGUCCACACACACAGACACACACAGACACGCACAGACACAGAGGAGCAGUUUUGUAUCGUCUCUACACGUAGGACUCUCUCCUGCCCUGAAGGAACAAAGGGGUCGUUCGGAGGUCGCGCUGCUGAGAUGACUGGGCUGUGACAGCGUGCGUCCAAGUGUGUCUGUACCGGAGCCAUUCCCGUGACAUGGCCGCUGCAAAGAAGAGUUGUGCGAAGUCGGGAGGCGUGCGCUUCUCAGAGGUGGCCCCCGCCGCUGGAGCCCCGUCUCAUGUCCACUUUGACGAAAAGCUGCACGACUCCGUGGUCAUGGUGACUCCGGAGGACGACGGCAACUUCAUGGUCAAGGUCGGCUUCCUGAAGACCCAGCAUCGAUAUGAAAUAGUGUUCAACCUGCCCGAUGUCCCAGCUCUGGGGAAGGAGGUGUGUCCAGCGCCUGUGCCCAGUCCGCACCUCCGCAUCACUGACAUCACACCUGCACCAGAGGGAGGUCUGAAGGUGACGUGUGAGUACAUGGCCCAGCAGGAGGGGGUUCUGUGUGAGGAGGUGCUGCUGCUGAGCGAGACCAACGAGGACGUGUGUGUCAGAGUCAAGGUUCACGCCAGAGUCAUGGAUCGUCACCACGGCACCCCCAUGCUGCUGGAGGGGGUGCGCUGCAUCGGGGUGGAGCUGGAGUACGACUCCGAACAGAGCGACUGGCAGGGAUUCGACUGAACCCCCACUUCCUGCUCCCUUUUCACAACGGAAGUACACUAACACACACACAAUCACCUGCCGUCAUAGGAAGAUACACAUCUACACAACACAUCCACGUGUUCAUACCAACAUCAUCAACGGACCUCACAGGAAGUGGACGUCCUGUGACCUGAGAGCAUUUACAUGCAAAGACAUUCCUCUGCUUCCACCGCAUCACCGACAGCAGCAGAACAGACGCGUCGUCUCUUCUUCUUUCUGCAGCUCCUCCAACUCAGUUCAUCCCCGUGCUGUUAGUCUGCAAUGAUCCUCUAGGGGGCAGCAGUGCUCUUUAAAUCCGUGAGGCCUCAGCUUCCCUCUCCCAAAUAGAGAUGAGCUGAGAGGAAGUGCUGGGGCCUGUAAUGUCCCUGCUUCACCACAAGGGGACACUGCAGGCUACUCUGCAUUUAUAGUCAAAUCCAACUGUGCAAAUCAUAAUAAUAUUACUAAUAGUAAUAAUAAUAAUAGUAAUAGCUUGAAUUCACAUGUCAGAGGUUUUAACGGACAUUAUCUCAACAUGCCCUGAAAACCUCUGCUUAGUUUUCAAGUUUAGUCCCAAACACUGGAUGUGAGGAUUUGCACCUGCAAAAAUAAAGCGUCUAUAGUUAGAGCUGUUGUUUUGGAGAGUUUGUCGAAGAGAAAUCUGAUAUUUAAAAACACCACCGUGCUCUUAGGAACACAAUUAAGAUCUGUGAGUUUGAUUUAGAAUAUCCUGAUACACGUUUGAAAGUAUUAAUCUAUUAAUCCAAUAUAUUUUUUGUGUAUUUUUCGUCCCUGUGAGAAAGCAGCUGGUCCAAUCAACAUUUAGUUUAACUUCAUGCAGCCUUCCGAAAAACACACACACACACACACACAAACACACAAACACAUACACACACACACAACAUAAGUGCCUCUCACGCCUCCGUCCUGUUCCCUCACUCGAGCCUGAUGUUGUCUCACCAUCUCUCUGCUCGUCCUUGUCUCUCACACACACACACACACACACACACACACACACACACACAGACUCACACACAUGCAGCGGUUUGGAGCGGGAGUAGAGAGAAAGAACAAGGGACAGAAAAGUGUUUCAGUUUAUUUGCCACCAGCUUCUCUCAGUAACCUAACGUCCUGUCACCUUGGCUCAGUUUACAUCUGUCAGCAAUAAUCUGACUCCACUGCCAUCUUCCUCCUCUUCCUCCUCCUCCUCCUCCUCCUCCUCCUCCUCAUGUUUCAUCCCUUCUUCUUCCUCUGCUCCUCUCCCACCCAAUGCAUUCAGCCUUAAAGCAAAUGACUGUGUGUAGUUUCUCUCCGUGUUGGACCGUGAGCUGUCGGUGCCGUACAGAGGUCAUAGGUUUAUUAGAUGUUUGCUUGUGUGUGUUUAAAGGUCAGAACCCGGUCUGUUCCAUCUCGGUGUGAAACUGAAGUGCUCUGUAGUUAAUGUCGAGGUUCACGUGUCGAUAUCUGCUCCCUGUGCGAGUGAUCGAUGUGUUUGAUUUAAAAAAAUGAAGAAUAAAAAUGUGUCUGUCUUUUGA